GCGGCACCGGCGGCACUGCAUGACCAUAACUGAACAAUGUCUGUCCCACGAGGAGCUGUCCAUGCAAAAUGGAUAGUGGGGAAAGUCAUUGGGACCAAAAUGCAGAAAACUGCCAAAGUGAGAGUGACGAGGCUCGUGCUGGAUCCCUACUUGCUAAAGUUCUUUAACAAAAGAAAAACCUAUUUUGCCCAUGACCCACUGCAGCAGUGUGUUGUUGGAGACAUUGUUCUUCUGAAAGCUCUGCCUGAGCGAAGGAGCAAACACGUGAAACACGAACUGGCUGAAAUUGUGUUCAAGGUUGGCAAUGUCAUAGAUCCCAUCACAGGAAAGCCCUGUGCAGGAACCAGAUUCCUGGAAAACCUGUCAGAUUCUGAAAACCUGACCGAGGCAGAUACUACUUAUCUAAGUGAGAAACUUCAGGAACUUAAAGUUUGUUCAACAGACAAAUAGUGGGGGAAAUAGUUUAAGUAGAGGGCUUCCAGCUUUUGUCUCUCUCUGUCAGGGAUGUUUGAGGCCCUGCUGUGAUAUGUUAAAUGUUUCAGUGAAAUCUGUAGUCAAAAUAAAUAGUAAAUGUAGUUGCUUAUGCAAAGAGAUGUUGCAGAUUGAUGGGCACCUGGAGCUUUGAAUGAAAAUGCAGAGAAGAAUGCAAGUUUAGUGUUCACACUUCACUUUGUUGUCUGUAGUUUUGCCCCAGUGACAGUUCCCAAAGGUAGCUGCCCUCCUGGAAUGACCCCUCUGUGUUAAGACAAGACUACAACUGUGUGAUGUUUAAUUUUGGUGGGAGGGUCAUUGUAUUUUUUUGGUUGUUCUGUAUUUCAGGCCAUCUUUUGUGGUUUGUAGGGUUACUGGAGAUGAUGCUAUUAAAGCUUUUGAAAGGAAGUGUAGACUUUUAAAAACCAGCUGCAUGCUUGUGUCCUUAUUUCCUCUUAUAGUGCCUUCUGACUUCCAAACUGUGACAAAAACACAGCCCUUUGCCUUUAUAGUGGCAGAGAGGUGAGAAUCAAAGCUUUGGGCAGCUUAGUGUGGUUGGCUUUGUCAUCUGUCCAAAGGCAGGAUUUCCUUCUGGGAAAGCUGAAUCUCUUUGAGCUGCCAGCAGGACAGGGCAGCUGAUGAGAAUACAAAGCCAAAAAGUAAAAGUAAAGGUGAUUAAAUUUAGUCUUAUCAGAAAAGCUAAUUAAAAUAACACAUUUUGGGGAGAUGGAGGCGCUGGUUUGCUGCAUGAUUUAACGUGGAGCUGAAGACCAGAGCAGUUAAUGAUGAAAGAUGACUUUAUCCUGGUACAGCUCUGGGGAUUUCAUGUCCUCUCCUCCAGGACAUACAGCAAGCUGAGAGCCUGCAGCUGUUGCAGCAGCCUCAUGUUCCUGACUUUGGAUCUAAAAGGGCAUCUGCCUCAAAAUGUGCCAGUGUGGGAGGGGAGAGUGAGAUAUGAGAGCUGUGAG
Molecule: messenger RNA, 1439 nt
Organism: Cinclus cinclus
Lineage: Eukaryota; Metazoa; Chordata; Aves; Passeriformes; Cinclidae
Gene: MRPS17
Product: mitochondrial ribosomal protein S17
Exons: 3
Coding region: 37-450 (137 amino acids)
Biological process (GO): mitochondrial translation
Cellular component (GO): mitochondrial small ribosomal subunit; ribosome
Molecular function (GO): structural constituent of ribosome
Source: RefSeq, a predicted model, not a curated record